This is a messenger RNA of Bombus impatiens (common eastern bumble bee), 2571 nucleotides long. It is a transcript of the gene shaker, whose product is annotated as potassium voltage-gated channel protein Shaker. Gene Ontology annotation, biological process: protein homooligomerization; potassium ion transmembrane transport. Gene Ontology annotation, molecular function: protein binding; delayed rectifier potassium channel activity. The transcript has 6 exons. The record is from RefSeq and is a predicted model, not a curated record. Lineage: Eukaryota; Metazoa; Arthropoda; Insecta; Hymenoptera; Apidae. The coding region runs from base 28 to 1365 and encodes 445 amino acids. Gene Ontology annotation, cellular component: membrane; voltage-gated potassium channel complex.
UAGGAAGGAGCGAGACUGGCGAGCGCAAUGUGGCAAAGCGGCGGCAUGGGCGCCCAUGCGGCCAACAAUCCAUGGAUGAAAUUAAUGGGCAUUGUCCACAAGGAGAGGAGGCAUCACGAUUCGGGCUCUGCCGCUGCCGCCGCUUCCGGUGUUCAGGGCUCUGCGACUACUGGCAGCAACGACCGGACGCUCAAUCAAGGACUCACCGCUGCGGACUGCCCCCUCUGCGAAAAAGCGACAAAGAGGCCGCCUCCAUGCAACAUGCAGAUGAUCCUGGUUGCUGGCGGAUCGCUGCCGAAACUCAGCAGCCAGGACGAGGAUGGGCCGAACCCACACACCCAAUACACAGGCGUCACGCAGUUCGAGCCCAUACCGCACGAUCAUGACUUUUGCGAGAGGGUCGUCAUUAACGUGAGCGGGCUACGGUUUGAGACGCAGCUGCGUACGCUGAACCAAUUUCCGGACACGCUGCUUGGCGAUCCGCAUCGGCGGAUCCGAUACUUCGAUCCGCUUCGCAACGAGUACUUCUUCGACCGGAAUCGGCCCUCCUUUGACGCGAUACUUUACUACUACCAGAGCGGUGGCAGGCUGCGUCGCCCGGUCAACGUUCCUCUCGAUGUCUUCUCCGAGGAAAUCAAGUUCUACGAACUGGGCGAGCUGGCCACCAACAAGUUCAGGGAGGACGAGGGCUUCAUCAAGGAAGAGGAGAAGCCGCUGCCAUCGCAUGAGUUGCAGAGGAAGGUUUGGCUGUUGUUCGAGUACCCGGAAAGCUCGCAAGGCGCCCGGGUAGUCGCCAUAAUAUCCGUGAUCGUGAUCCUCCUGUCGAUCGUGAUAUUCUGCCUGGAGACCCUGCCGGAAUUCAAACACUACAAGGUCUUCAACACGACAACGAACGGCACGAAGAUCGAGGAGGACGAAGUGCCGGACAUUACCGACCCGUUCUUCCUAAUAGAGACUAUUUGUAUCAUCUGGUUCACGUUCGAGUUAUCGGUGCGCUUCCUCGCCUGUCCAAAUAAACUGAACUUCUUCCGUGACGUAAUGAAUUUCAUCGAUAUCAUCGCCAUCAUUCCGUAUUUUAUCACGCUCGGUACCGUGAUGGCCGAGGAUGAGGAGGCGCCUGAUGAACCAAAGGCGCCGGUAAGCCCGCAGGACAAGAGUACGAACCAGGCGAUGUCCCUGGCGAUACUCAGGGUGAUCAGGCUCGUCAGGGUGUUCCGGAUAUUCAAGCUGUCCAGGCACAGUAAAGGCCUUCAGAUCCUCGGUCGUACGCUCAAGGCCUCCAUGAGGGAGCUCGGCUUGCUCAUCUUUUUCCUCUUCAUCGACUUCUAUAGGAGACCAGCUCGGCAGCAGCAACCUAUCGAUUAAACGACUCUUUCACUUUCCGUAAUUCCAAAAGAUGUAGCUAUUUAGUUGGCAACUAAGUGAUUGCGGAGUUUGUCAUUAGGUCAUAUUGACAAAGUCCGCGAAUCGCUUAAUUGCCGACCAACCAAUGCAUCGUCGCUGGAACGUUUAGACGUCGGUUUCGAUAGAUCAGGAUCGAUGCUCGAUCGAGCAACGAUUCACGAUAGCCGCAAGCAAAUGAAGUAGUCAUGCGUGGUUUUUUCAAGCGUAUGGAAAGUUCUGAGCGACGAUGUAGUGGUUCCCUCGCGUCGGACGUGUUUACGUGGUCCAUGGAAGUUUAGUCGAUUUCCGAGCGUCCCAGCAACGACACAGCCGUUUAUUUGCACGGUGAAUUCUAAGAGCGUGAAAUUGAGGGGCCGACCGGCAGCCAGAAAUUUGCAAUUUAAUCGGCCGAAUCUUCGAUGCUUCUCGUCGCCGCGAAAAUAACACGGUAGUCUGGUAUCGUCUGGUGAAAAGUAUCGUUUCGUCGAAAACCGGAGGCGUAUUCUCCGAGGUUUUUCAGUUUCCGCUGACGAGGAUUUCUGUGUGUUCGGAGGGUGGCCUGCCACCAGCAGAUUUACAGGCUCGUUCGCCUAUCGAUUCGUAAUUCGGGUCCCGGAAGAGUUCUAAACUCUGUGUUCGUCGAUUUUUCUAGAAACGUGUCGGUUUUCCUUAAGGGACGACAAACGGUUACGUAAGUUUUCCAUAUUCGUGAUCGCACGAAUGCCAAAGAUUCGCUGGCGCUCGACGAGUCGUUGCCCGGAUGUGUGGAAAGAUUCGCGUCCAUUGUUUGAGCGAGGGAACAGACGAAUCCUUUGAAAGUGUAUUGCUGCAGUCGGUGGAAGGCUGCGCGAAGAUAUCUCUAGGUAACGAAAAACGAUGGCCGAUCGUGGCGUAUCUGCAAGAAGACUGGAAAUCCAAUCAACGUAAUGGAAGCAGACCCAUAAAGACGUGGAUCUUGGUCGAUUGAGCGGAAAAAGAGGAAAGUUGGAAGAGAAUGGCGCGUGGCGUGGCAAUCGAUCCAUCGGUUGAUCGGUCGAUGGAUCGGUUCGUGUAUGCAGGGUCGUGAGGACGAUACGAGAACACGAGAAGGAGUCACGGCAGUGGACGUAGACGCGGAUGGAGAGGACUGCUAAACGGACUAAGAGCUAGAGGCCGGCAAAGUAGCGUGUCUUGAAGCGUCUGUUCCUC